AUGGCCUUUCCGACGGGCAUGAUAGUUUACGACCUUUCCAUAUCUGUUCCUCCAAUUUCCCACCUAGACCUAUAUCCAUUCGAAAUAUUCCGAGAACCCCUUGUUAUAAUAGCUAUUGCGGACGGAACGGAGUUACCUGGCCCGCCCGAAGGGACGGGAAUAUACUCACAAACUCAGUCGAAUGGAACCAAGCCGUGUAAUUAUCCCACCGUAGAGGGGCUCCAGCUAUUCCAACAAGAGCUAAAUACACUCAAGGACAGCUAUCCUAAAUCACUAGUUCAACAGCUACUAGUAUUCGACUAUGCUACCGUGUCGAAGCUUGUUACAGGUCCUGACACGGUGAUAUGGGUUCCCCGCCCUGAAGCCGCUCGAUCAACAACGGUGAAGACAGUGAUGUGUGAUAUCACUUCGCGACUACUCGGGGAACUAUCCGGACUUGCGGAAAGGAUUCAAGAAUGGCCAACAGUUGAAUCCCCAAAGGCCUCAUCUUGGGGUCCACGACGAACGCCCGAAGUCCGUCCACUAGUGUCUGAGAAGUUACAACAUAGAAUGACUAUGCCUGCGCAAUUGCCAGGGGCUAACGGAACUUUCAUCGAUGCCUCUGAUGCCAAUUUCCAGCCGGCGGAGCAUGAUUCCCCAACAACUUUUGAUGAAAUCACCCGAUCCAUUCAAGUUUCCAACCGUGUGACAUCCUCCAUUAAAGCGUCUUCGAAACCAGGUUCAAAGGAACAUAGCCGUGAACGAAUGUCAGCACAAGGACUUGGGUUUGUAGCUGCAAGUGAGAGAAGCAAAAGUCGAGUUAAAGGCCGUUUGAACAUAGUCAUGGGCACCUUGUUUCUUCAAGCUGGUCGGUGGCCCGAUUCACUCAAGGAACUGGCUGAGGGCGCGACAAUAGCGCGGGCAAACAGCGAUUAUAUUUGGCAUGCAAAAGCUCUGGAGUCAAUUCUACAAUGUCUACUAAUGUUAGGGUGGGCUGGGAUGGACUUUAGGAUUCCACAAAUUUGCUAUCCAACAGCAGAUAAAUUUUCAAAAUCUGUUUCCCAAACACCAUCUCUGAGCCACACUGAACUGUAUAGUAUUGGGCAAUCGAAUCCCGAAAACCGCAGAGUUUCACUUCAGAACCUAGCAAAUCUCCUUCCCGAUCUCGCAAACAAUAUUCUGAAUCUUUACACUCGAGCAGCAAAUAUUACAGAUGAGCCAGUCCCACAACUUGUAUUUUCAGAAACCGUGAUUCGACUUGCACGUAUUCUCGCCACUGUUUAUAUUCGCGAUGGUUCUCUUGAUGAUAGCGCACUGGGAAAUAUCGUCAUGAAUGACUCGUUGAAGUUUGUCCGUUCCCAAGAACGCCCUCGAGGUACCGUGUCACUCCGCAAGUCAGAUAUAGCUAGCUUCUUGUUCCGUGCUUUACCGGCUUCGCUAGGUACCGAUGUUCCAAUUACUGAUUCCACUCCGAUUUUGGUUGGUAUGGCGUCCGUACUCUCCUCACUUGGUUUAGAUCGGAAAAAUGCGUAUGUGUUGCAACUUUUAUUUUCUAUCUUAAUUCCAGGGUUGAUCCAGGCACGGAAAAUUGGCGCUGCUGAAGUUGGAAUCCAUCCCGCUGCGGGCUUAUCCGCUCUCAACUAUUCAGCUUUUGAAAUGAAUGCCUUGGAUGCUGGCCCGGGAAAUAUGGAAGACAGCAUCAGGAUUUUGCUGGCUUUGGUGGGUAAGAUCUACGGCGUCCCGGGAAUAAUGAUUUGCACCGACAAUCGACGAGAUCUUUCCAGGCAUAUCUCAACUGCGAAAAGUGAAACUGUACCUGAAUAUGACUCCGUUGAUUCAAUAGUUGACAGAGCAUUUCGUCAUUCGGUAAUGAAUGGGUUUGGGGACCACACAUUGAAAGUCGAAAUUCUUAAGGCCUGCAUUAAUCUUUGCGAAGCACUGCCUGACUUCCAAGGUGUCCUGCAAUUUACAGUUGACCUUCUUCAAACAGUCAAAGGCACUCUCAUGCUUCUUCCAGACAGCUAUCUCGGACUACCUGUCAUACCCUUACAGGAGCAGGUACACUUGUUUAACAACGUGAAACGAACCGUUGCGGCUGCAAAGAAGCUUGGCGAUUCUAAUCUAGAGGCUGAAUAUUGGGAUGACUUCAUGGUGCGAGGUGUGGAACUUGUCAAUUCCUCUGACUUCAAAUCGCCCGUCAGACGGUCAAGAACGGACUUCGGGUUUGCCACUGUCGAGGAGCGCCUGGAGAAAAAGAAUCCGUUUAUAUACAGCACUUUCUCCAAGGCUACCACAAAACGCUCGGAAGAUCUCUUGAUUGCUGAGGAACCUGCUACCUUCAAGGUCACUCUUCAAAACCCUUUCGAGUUCGAUGUGGAAAUCGAGAGUUUGCGGAUAGAUGGGACUGGCGUUCCAUUCGAAGCAGCAGCCACCCAUGGACUAUGGCUUGCACCAUUCACUACUCAGGAAUAUUACAUCUCUGGCGUUGCAGCAACCGAAGGUACUCUGGAAAUAAGGGGAUGUACAGUCAAGGUCAAAUUUUGCCGUGAAAGAAUAUUUCCUAUCUUCAAAAACUUCUGGAAGCCGCAGAAGGAACAGAAAAUAAAACGAACAGGACUGGCCGCAAAGGAACCUUUCUCAGAACGUCCCUUGUCUUGGAGCUCAAAUGCAUCACGUAGUAGAUUAGGGGCAAGCAGGCAAGGUCCAGAACCGGAUAUCGUGCUUAUUAAAGUUAUCCAAAAGCAGCCAACAGUCAUCAUCUACUCAACAUCGCUCUCGCAAUCGGCUAUCAUGUUGCUGGAAGGAGAAACACGAUCAUUCGAUAUUACGCUUCAGAACAUUUCGACCUGCCCGUUGGAUUUCAUUUCAUUUAGCUUUGAGGACUCUUCAACACCCCAACUCCAAUCAGCUCUUAACAAUAAAGAAAACCUGCCCACCGAUAUAUACGAAUUAGAGUUACGGCUCUCUACAAACCCAGCCAUGACAUGGCGGCGUGACAAGCUCCACGAUUAUGAGCUCUCGAUCGCUCCGGGAGAAACUGCAACUUUCACGAUUGACAUAUAUGGAAAGCCAGGCCUUGAUAACGCCAUACUCAAGAUUGACUAUGCGAACGUUUGUACCUCGUUAGCAGAUCUCCCGGAAACAUUUUACUGCAGACAGAUUUCCUUACCAUUAACUGUCACCGUUAAUGCAGGCGUUGACGUCACAAGAUGCGAUGUGCUACCAUUUACCAGUGAUUUUGCAUGGGAUAAUAAUAAGCUGCAGCAAAGCGAAGAUCCACGCACAUCACUUGGCGACAAGGAGGCCAUUAAAUCAAUGGAGUCCUCGUCAACACCACGAUCCAUCACCCAAUUUCGAGAAGCACAAUUUUCACAGACAUUCUCCCGCAUUGGGCUCAGUUCCUUCGGAUUCGGCCAUUGCUUGUUACUUCUUGAUUUGCGCAACGCCUGGCCCAAUCCUCUAACAGUCUCGCUAUUUGUAAACGAAAAUAUUUCGGACGGUGCGAAAAGUCCUGAUGACAAACUGAAACACAAUCCUGUUGGCAUCCACGAGAUCUUCGACGAACUUCAGCCAGGCCAUAUCUCCCGGUUUCUACUGGUCGUUCCCCGUGUCUACCUAGAGAACGCGCAAAAACCCAUCCCAUCAUUAAACGUCAGCAACAAGCGUCAAUUUGUAAUCAGUGCAAAUAAACUCGAUUACGAGGCAGAGUCUUCCGCGAGGGAAUGCUUUUGGUUUCGAGAGGAACUUCUCAAGCACCUGCGCGGGUCGUGGAAAGACGUGGCGACUGGUCGUGGGGGGGUCAUUGACCUGCGAGCCAUCCGACUGAACGCACGGAUGGUUGACGCUCUCCGAAUUGAUGAUGCUGACGUCACUUUUUCUUUGCGACCGUACACAGGAGACAGCAGUAACGAUAAGACAAUCGAAAACGGCAUCGAUAGCGUCUCCCAAACCGGCCACUCCAAAUUCACUGUGAAAACAAACACCUUCCUCACACUCUCGGCCACAAUUAUAAACCGUUCGUCCAAACCAAUUCACCCGCUCCUCCGCCUCCAGCCUAGCCUGCGACAUACCCCACAUGCCAUCGCUCUCGAUCUCUCCAAACGGCUCGCGUGGUCUGGGAUGCUACAGCGCGCCCUGCCCAUUCUCGAACCUCACCAAACCACAGAGGUAACUCUGGGUGUUACGGCUUUGUGUCAUGGAGAGUAUGAAAUCGGUGCAAGCGUUGAGGAAAUCCGACGCUUGAAUCCCUCUCCACCAGAGGUCGCUCUGGGCCAAGGAGCUACGGAAGAGUUGAAGGAUUCCGCUGCCACUGCGCCAGAUCCAUAUUUCGAUAAUUUCUUUAUUGCAAAUACCCCGAAGCGCAGACGAAUAUGGCAUUCGCGGGUGCCAUGUGUGAUAUCCGCUCGCGAUUGA
This is a messenger RNA of Histoplasma mississippiense, 4392 nucleotides long. RefSeq lists its product as hypothetical. The transcript has 2 exons. NCBI's taxonomy places the organism in Eukaryota, Fungi, Ascomycota, Eurotiomycetes, Onygenales, Ajellomycetaceae. Gene Ontology annotation, cellular component: trans-Golgi network. The record is from RefSeq and is a predicted model, not a curated record. The coding region runs from base 1 to 4392 and encodes 1463 amino acids.